UUUCAGUUGGAUCUCUGUGUUCACCUACAUGUUUUUCUGUUUUGCUAGAACCAACCUGCGAUCAAAAAACACAGCGGUAUAUACCAAUGGCUUGAACUCACAAUCUGCGUAUAUCGUCACAGCGCAAUCGCUUCAUUAAUAUUAAUAUCACGGUGCGCUGACGUAAUCCGUAAUCUGUUGGUGUUUAGGUUGGUACAGCAUGAAAAACAUCUACACGUUGCUUGACUAGAGUAAAACAGUGUAUAUUCGGAAAGGCGUUCAUCUUGCGCAGAUCUCAGACCCAAAUGGAUCCGUGGGCGACGCGGCUCUCAGGAAACUGCAAGGCGAGUCCGCAGGCGCUUCUCUGCUGUCCGGGCAGCAGCAUUGGAAUGAUGCUGUCAAAAAAAUUAGGUGUCAAAAAUGGCAAGAAAAUCAAGAAUCGAGCCAACAGAAAUACGAAAGCCAACAAAAUCUCUCCGUACUUACCCCCAGAGGCUGAAGAGGGCAACGUGGAGUACAAGCUGAAGUUGGUGAACCCGACCCAGUACCGCUUUGAGCACCUGGUGACGCAGAUGAAAUGGAGACUGCAGGAAGGCCGUGGCGAGGCUGUCUACCAGAUCGGCGUGGAGGACAACGGCAUGCUGGUGGGGCUGUCCGACGACGACCUGAAGGCCUCGCUCAAGACGCUGCGCAGGAUGGCUGAGAAGGUCGGUGCUGAUAUCACUGUUCUCAGAGAGAGAGAGGUAGACUAUGGCUAUGACGUCUCCAAAAAAAUUGCGGAAGUUCUGGUGAGGAGAGUCCCAGACAACCAGCAGUUCCUGGACUUGCGAGUGGCAGUUCUGGGUAAUGUGGAUGCUGGGAAGUCUACACUGUUGGGUGUGCUGACCCAAGGAGAGCUGGACAAUGGCAGGGGACGUGCACGCCUCAACCUCUUCCGGCAUCUUCAUGAGAUCCAGACUGGCAGGACGUCCAGCAUCAGCUUUGAAAUACUGGGAUUCAACAGCAAGGGGGAGGUGGUAAAUUACAGUGGUUCUCGCACAGCAGAGGAGAUAUGUGAGAGUUCCUCGAAAAUGAUCACCUUCAUUGAUCUGGCUGGACACCACAAAUACCUGAAGACCACCAUUUUCGGCCUCACCAGCUACUGCCCGGACUUUGCUAUGGUGGUGGUUGGCGCAAACACAGGCAUUGCGGGCACGACUCGGGAGCACCUGGGCCUGGCCAUGGCGCUGAAGGUGCCCAUCUUUAUCGUGGUGAGCAAGGUGGACCUGUGCGCCAGAAGCACGGUGGAGCGCACGGUGAGGCAGCUGGAGCGCUUUCUCAAGCUGCCCGGCUGCAACAAGGUGCCCGUGGUGGUGUCCAGCACGGAUGAUGCCGUCACCGCCGCCCAGAAGUUCGCCCAGUCGCCCAGCAUCACGCCCAUCUUCACUGUGUCAAGUGUGUCGGGGCACAGCUUGGACCUUCUCAAGGUCUUCUUCAACAUCCUGCCGCCCCUCAGCAACAGCAAGGAGCAGGAGGAGCUCAUGCAGCAGCUUACAGAGUUCCAGGUGGAUGAGAUUUACACGGUUCCUGAAGUGGGGACAGUGGUAGGAGGCACCCUCUACAGCGGGAUCUGCCGGGAGGGCGAGCGCCUGGUGGUGGGCCCCACGGACCAGGGAGACUUUCUGGACCUGACGGUAUGCAGCAUCCAGAGGAACCGGUCAGCGUGCAGGGUCCUGCGAGCUGGCCAGGCUGCCACGCUGGCGCUGGGAAGUUUCGACCGCUCACUGCUUCGAAAGGGCAUGGUGAUGGUGAGCCCGGAGAUGGAGCCCACCAUCUGCUGGCUGUUCGAGGCCGAGAUCGUCCUUCUUUUCCACGCCAAGACCUUUCGCAAAGGCUUCCAGGUGACGGUGCACGUGGGGAACGUGAGACAGACGGCUGUGGUGGAAGCCCUUAAGGGCAAGGAAGAGCUGCGCACUGGGGAGAAGGCAGUGGUUCGCUUCCGGUUCAUCAAACACCCAGAGUACCUAAAGGUGGGGGCCAAGCUGCUCUUCCGGGAGGGUGUGACCAAGGGCAUCGGGCACGUCACGUACCUGCAGUCCGUCUCUCCCAGUCAGCUCCGAUUAUAGACCCAGCAGAACCUGUUAACUGGUUAACAGUCUGAGUGUUAGAUAAUGUUUUAUCCUUCAGUACCAGCCCCGUGCAGCAGAGGGCAGCUGUGUGCUCAUUCCCAUUAACUUUGACUUUAUUACUAGAGCCACAGCUUUAGUGUAGAAACCCAGCUUAGCUGACCUCAUCCCAUUAGGCAAAAUAAGCUGCUAUAUGUACUCAUGGAGGAUUAGGAUUUUGAUGUGGUCUAGUGGCUCCUGUCCUUAUUUUAAAAAAAGAGUGUUCUUCAUGAUGGGAGUGCAUCUUGUGACAUCUUCAUCAAUCAAUGACUGUAAGGUGUUUUCGAGUUAUUUCUGGGAGUAUAGUUGACCGUGAACAUCACCAAACCUUUCAGUGAAGUUCAGAGGGAUUUUUCUUGGUAAAAAACUGCUUGAAAUGUCCGUGAAAUAAGCAUUAGAAUCGCCUAGCUGACUUAGCUCUUGUUUGAAGAAAAAAAACAUCUAAAUAGUGCUACUAGUGCCUGUUGUUUUUUAUGGCUUGGACAUCAUUGUUUUUGCCUUGGGUUACUGGUGUAGCCUUGACCAGUGUUUCCCACCUGGGUCCUUGAAGACCCCCAGAUUGUCCAUGUUUUUGCUCCCACAAAGCUCCCAGUAGGGAACAAAAACAUGGACUAUCUGGGGGUCCCCAAGGACUAGGUUGGGAAACACAGGCUAGACUGGUUUAUAUGAGCUUCUGAUUGACUAGGUGUGGGACUUGCUGUGGUUUUUUUCCUUCUCUGGUCCAUGGUCAGACGCGUAACAGCCCGUGGUGGAUGGGUGCAGAGACUAAGUGUUCCUUGUAUGUCAUACCGUGUUCAUGCUCAUUUGAACAUGGUGGUUUGUAGCCUGAGACCUUGCUCAUGCAUAAUCGCUUUAUACAUUUAACAGAUGUGAUGUGGACAAGCAUGCCAAACCAGUACAAAUGCUGUAUGGUGCCACUGCAGAAUAUACUUUUAAUUUCAAGAAGGAGGAAAUACACUUUAAUAUUAUAUAAAUUCUAACUAUAUGUAUAAAAUGUGGCUAUAGAGAUGUUUGAUUUGUACGUUGUCUGAGGCUAAUAAAGACUGACUAUUAUCCUGUACAGGAUAAGCGUUUGGAUGAUGGAAGACUGUAUGAAAUCUCUAUUUGAAUAAAUCAUGAGUCUGGUUAUA
Molecule: messenger RNA, 3253 nt
Organism: Paramormyrops kingsleyae
Lineage: Eukaryota; Metazoa; Chordata; Actinopteri; Osteoglossiformes; Mormyridae
Product: GTP-binding protein 2-like
Biological process (GO): translational elongation
Molecular function (GO): GTP binding; GTPase activity; translation elongation factor activity
Source: RefSeq, a predicted model, not a curated record